Molecule: messenger RNA, 2805 nt
Organism: Halichondria panicea
Lineage: Eukaryota; Metazoa; Porifera; Demospongiae; Suberitida; Halichondriidae
Exons: 4
Coding region: 849-2795 (648 amino acids)
Molecular function (GO): protein binding
Source: RefSeq, a predicted model, not a curated record
AGGUCGAUUGGAGGCUACCAUUCUCGAAUUUAAAUCCACUCUACAUCAUAUAUAGUGAUCGUUAAGAUGAGAUUGCUUGCGGCUGUAUAUCUCAAAGCAUGAUAUUCGAGCAGAAGAAGUGCAUCUUUGUGAUCACUGCCAUGGACACUGCGGCCUAGACGAACAAGUCCAGAUAACGUUGUGAAAAAACUGUUUUGAUUUGAAACACCUUCUUCUAUACCGUUUUGUACCUUUUUUUUACCUGCUGCCAACAACGUAGUAAGUAGAGAAUAGUUUUCUCUUAGAAGCGUAUACCUCCCGCAGUGCAGUACCAGUGUCCAAAUCAAUGAUGGGUUUCUUUGGAGGUUGUUAUUCUUUCCUUUUCUCCCUGUCCUUUCGUCUUUUGCAGACAAAAAACUCACCAAAUAUUCUCCCCAAAAGCCUGCCAUCCGUGAUCACAACAAGCUUAACUACCGUCUACAGUUGUUUUGUUGAUAAAGUACUCAAGAAGCCAAUCAGUUUAGCUCCUGCAGUUCAACCGAUGAAGACUACAAAAUCCACGUCAUCUUCUCCCAAUCCAACACAGUCAGCUCAGUUCGUAUCGAUUUGUUUGGACACUCCACCUUAAUUUGCUUCGGUAUAUAAGCUUGAAGUUCUAUCAAUGAAUUCAACACUGUAUCUGUCAGUGUGAUCAUUAUAGAUCUAGUAUGAUUUUCCCUAUAAGAUUACUGGUAUCAAUUACACAUUUUAAGCACAUUGCAUGCUUUCCCUUGUGUAACUAAGUAUGGUAUGUGCACACCUUGUGUAACUAAGUACACGGUAUGCUAUUUGCACAUAGCUAUUAGCUAAAGCCUGAUCUAGCUAUCAACAUGAGUUCUUCAGCUAAGCCACAAAGUGUUCGGUACAAUAGACAGCCACCAAAUGUUCAAAAAAAAACAGAAUUGAUCAAGCAUCAGACACUACCUCAAGCCAAGCCUCGAACAAAGGUAGGGAUUUCUAAUCGACUGUCAACCACCAGGAUUAUGGAACACACUAAUCUCAAAGACUUAGCUGCACAGUACUCCAAUUUAAUGCCGUUUUCUGUGAGUGUAAUUGCCGGAAAUAUUGAAUAUGAGCCAAACAUAAAAGCUGGCGAUUCUCUGGUCGUUCAUGGCCUUAAGCAAUCCCAAGUUGUAAAGAUCAUUGACCAGACUGAUGAAGCAUACAACAUUCCGUUUUACUCAGCGGCUAAAUUUGGCAUCAUUGGAAAUUUGGAUUCUGAAGAGUAUAUGAGUACCUGUUCUGCUUCCGAGAUGAUGGAAUCCCCACGGUUACCACCUAUUGUUGCCUGCCUUGGAAACUAUGUGGGAAGAGACGCUAGCAUGUCUUUUAAGCAAUUUGAAGUGCUACUUUUGAAAGAUAUUGUACACAAGAGCUUCAGGAGGAUUCGAGUGAUUCGAGCCUACAGUAUAACAGACCACGAAUCGAAAUUUAUUUCGAAAGAUUGUGAUGCUUUUUUCUCAGUUGACCCAUCUGGUGUGCAGCUGUAUCCUUCUGAAAUUCUUGAGUAUGCCUCACAUCUUCUACCAUGUCGAGCCCGACCCUUUGUUCCGAAGGAAUACAACUCCUUGCUUGAAGAUUUCACAGCAAGUGUGGUUGUUAUUGAAGGACAGAGCUCAGAAACGUCUUUGCUUACUUGUAGAAUAGAUCGUUUAACUAAAACCAAAGAGUAUCUAGAUAUCUCCACAGAGAUUAACAUCAUAGUUACUCUAAGUACUCACGAAGUCAGCACCACUAAAGAAGAUGUUGAUCAAACGAAUUAUAAAAAACUUUCGAGGCAUAGAGAUGACUUGUCCGGCUGUAUGCUAAGAAUGGUUCGAAAAGGACAUGAAAUCGAAGGAGUAAAGAUCACGACACCGAAGCUAUCGGAGCCCAGUCAAGAUGAAGAUAAAAGUUCAAAUUCAUCUGAAACAGAUGCAUAUGAUGAUGUUAUUAUAAGUCCAAGUCAGGAUGAAGACGUGUACGAUCUUGUAUGGCAAGAUAUUGAAACAACAGACUCAAAUGAAACUCAAAAGAAACCUACCGAUAUUGAUCAACCCACCUCACACAACAUAACACAUUCAGUGUUUAAACGAGGUAGAAUACCCAGCGCUCCCCCUGCUGUAGCAGUUAAGAGCUCAAUUGUAAAACAAUAUCAUAGUCGAAACUCGUGGACUGGUGAUGAAUCCCCACUAUCUGUACCUGCUUUGAGAUGGCCAAGGAAACCUCCACCAGUACCUAAGAGAAGAGAGAGCAGCUCUUUUAUUCAACCAACUAUUAAAGAUGCCGGAAACUCGAAAGACGAGCCAGGAGAUACUGUACUGAAAUCUAUUCAGAAUACACCAUCAUGGAAGAUAGACACCGGAAACUCGAAAGACGAGCCAUCAAGAGAGACUGCAUUACUGUCUAUUCAGAAUACGAAGACAGAUGCCGGAAACUCGAAAGACAAGCCAUCAGGAGAGACUGUACUGAAGUCUAUUCAAAAUACACUAAGCUUGCUGGUUGGAAAGAUGGAAAGACUGGAUGCAAAUCAAACUAUUUUUGAGCAAAGACUUGACAAACUGGAGGCAAGCAGACAAAGCACUGGAAAAAGAAGUAUUGCCUCAAUGAAACAAGUGGAAAUUCAAGAUCUUUUGGAGAAGUUGGGUAUGCCUCAAUACAGAGAUGCCUUUUCAAAGGAAUGGGUGGAUGGUGAGGUGUUUCAAGACCUCGAUGAAGAGGCACUCAAGGAACUGGGAGUGGAGUCACGAUUAGAUAGAAUCAAACUGCUUAAAGUAAUUUCCAAUGGUCAUUAUUAGAGUUCCACAU